AUGUGUAGCAUACUAAGUCAAAUUAUAAGAAGAACUGUCAGUUCACAAUUAAUAUCUAUCCCACCAAGAAAUAUUAAAUUGAGAUGGCUGCAUAGCAGUAAAGUGCUAUGUAAAAUAACUCCAUUUGAUAUUGAUGCAACCGCUGAUUUGAACGAUGAGUUUAACGAGUUAAAUUCCAUGUAUACCAGCAUGUUUUCAAAAUCUAAUUCGAAUAACAAAGAUGUGCAUAAAGUUAAGACAGAAAAUAGUUUAGUAGAUGAUAUAAAUGAGUUGAACGACGAAUUGAAUGAACUUUGUUCUCCAUAUGAUACCAGAUGUGGAUCUCAAAAUGUACCAAAAAUCAGUGGUGAUGAUUUGAAAACAUUAGUUGAGAACAGUGGACGUUUUAUUAUGAUAAGUUUGUCAAAUAACCCAUACUUUAAUUUAGCAUUAGAAGAUUACAUAUAUAAUAACUCAGGAAAAGCUUCUAGCAUUACCAAAUCGGAUAAUAGAAAUAGUUUUGUCAAUAGUGAAAGGCUAAUGUUCUACAUUAAUGAUAAAUGUGCAGUGAUUGGCAAAAAUCAAACAAUUUGGAAAGAGUUAUUUAUGAAAAAUCUUUAUGACAAUGGAUAUCAGGUACUUAGAAGAUUUUCAGGUGGUGGAGCAGUAAUACAUGAUUUAGGAAAUGUAAAUUAUUCGUUCCUGACGUCUAGAGAGGAUUUUAGAAGAGAGUUCUUUAAUGAAAAUAUAGUAAAGUGGUUACGUGAACAAAAUCCAAAAUUAAAUAUUAAUUUGAAUGAGAGAGGUGAUAUUACUUUAGAUGGUUACAAAGUCAGUGGGAGUGCAUUUAAAAUUGGGAGAGGUAAAUCAUACCACCAUGGUACGAUGCUAAUCAACUCAAGAAUAGAUAAAUUCAAGGGACUCCUAAAACCAGACGAGCUCCCUAAUGUGAAAUGGAAUUGUAAUAGUAUUAACAGUGUAAGGUCAGAAAUAACGAAUUUACCUUUGACAUCAACAAAGCAAUUCAUAGAUAUAUGUAUUGAUGGCUAUAAAACCCAUUUUCAAGAUAGUAAUAUACCAGUUUUGUAUUGUGACGAAAGUGAUACUAUGAAUAUUGAAAUUAGAAAAGUGAUGAAUAAGUUAAUGAGUUAUGAAUGGAAAGCUACAACUGGCCCACCGUUUGAAGUUCAAAUAAACACUAUUGAUACACAACUGACAUUAACGGUUGAGAAGGGAAUAAUAAUCAAGUCAACAAUCCCAAUAUUCAUAGGAAUGCCAUUUCAAGAGUUUUCUCGACUUUCGAAGGCACUUCUACAAACCGAUGUCUAA
Tetrapisispora phaffii CBS 4417 is the source of this 1308-nucleotide messenger RNA. It is a transcript of the gene AIM22, whose product is annotated as putative lipoate--protein ligase. NCBI's taxonomy places the organism in Eukaryota, Fungi, Ascomycota, Saccharomycetes, Saccharomycetales, Saccharomycetaceae. Gene Ontology annotation, biological process: protein lipoylation. The record is from RefSeq and is a predicted model, not a curated record. Gene Ontology annotation, molecular function: lipoyltransferase activity. The coding region runs from base 1 to 1308 and encodes 435 amino acids. The transcript has a single exon. Gene Ontology annotation, cellular component: mitochondrion; cytoplasm.